Molecule: messenger RNA, 3021 nt
Organism: Caenorhabditis briggsae
Lineage: Eukaryota; Metazoa; Nematoda; Chromadorea; Rhabditida; Rhabditidae
Exons: 13
Coding region: 1-3021 (1006 amino acids)
Source: RefSeq, a predicted model, not a curated record
AUGAUGGACCGCUGGCUUGGGAAUAUUAGAAGGGUGAUUACGGCGAAGAGAGACAAUCAGCAGGUACCAGUGCAGCAGACACAGGGCCAGCAGGAAAGUAGUGAACAAGGAUCUAGCAACCAACAGGAACCAGGACAGCAUGACACUGCAAUGCAGAACUUUUCUGAUUUGGAGGCAGAUAAGGAGAAGUCAAAGAAAAAUAUCGGACCUGAGGCUCAUAAACUGAAUGAUAUGAUUGUUAUUGUGGCUGCAUUUUUGGAAACCGGCAAGUUCCUACUUGCCAUCCGAUAUUGCUCUACAAUCGUCGAGACUGCAUUUGACAAUAAUGAUCCACAAAAUCCAUAUCGUCUACUGUUUCUCUCAUUUCUCAACUUAGCGCAAUUGGAAUCCAAAUUCUAUGACUUCAAUAUUUUUCAACAAAAAUCCGAAUCUCUCAAAGUCGCCUACUCUCGAUGCCAACAAUCCUUCAUGAGAAUAUUGAAAAUGGAAUCAACACACUUCAAGUCUGCUGAAUUGUUAAAUGCUGCUGACGAAUUCGCUCGUUUUACUUGCUUUCGACAGUGCCAUGUGAACAUUCUCAAGUAUUUGGCAAAUCUAGAUGAAAAUGAAACAAUGGAUUGGUUCGAUGUGCUCAAAUCGUUGGAUUCUAAUAUCUUGGCAAUGAUAAAUGAUAGUGACAUUUCUCUACGACUAUGCAAAACGGAUAAGGAAAAGAAAGAAUUUGAAAUGAGCUUGCACAAAAUCCAAAAAGACGAACUUGCAUCAAACGACCAAUUUUGCUUCUCGUGGUUGAAGAAUCUUCGUUACGAAGAAAUCUACCAUCGAACAAACCUCACUUAUCACAUUUAUGAGAUAGAGCCAGCAUAUCGGAAAUUUUGGAAAAAGCUUAAAACGGAUCAAACUGACUUUCUCAUAAAUGUCGUGAACCGGAAAGAAUAUGAAGUGCCAUAUUGGAAGUUAUGCCAAAAGCAACCAGUCGAACCACGUCGAUUUGGUCCUAAGAAUACUGAACUUGAAGAUAGAGAAGAGACAGAAGCCAAAAAAUGUUCUUCAAGUAACGAUUCUGGAUUCGCCGACAAUGAAAUGGUUGUUCCAGUUUUUCCUGGAAGUGACCAAUCAUUCACUACUUUUCAUGCAGAUGCGUUGAGAAGAAAACUCCAGAGGAAACAAAUGCGACUGAAGUAUUACAAUGAUUGUGCUAGCGAAGACUGUCGGAAGAGGGUGCCAGAGCAUCUCAGGAGGAAAAUACGUAUAAUGAUCAGAAAUUCAAUGGCCGAAGCUCGGGAGAUUUGUAUCAAAGAAAUGCGACCUUAUCCUUUGUUGGAAAUCCCCUUCCAUGCCAGUGACGACGAAAACAGCGAUGAUGAAACUGCUCCGAAAGUGUUCACCCGUACAGAAACAGAGAUGACAGUCAGGAACAAGAAAAUGAAACAAUUCGGCUUGCUCGACCCAUAUGGAAUCUCUAAACCAGUGCUCUGGUGGAAAAACGCAAAGGAAGAACUACUGGCAGCAAGAGCAAUAGAAUCGAGUUGUCUCAAAAUGAAUGGAGAAAGCAGUGAGCCGUUCGCCAGCGCUGAAAAGUAUCGUGGAUUUCUGGUGGAGGGAGAACAUGUUCGAAACAGAGUGUUGGAAUCACAGAGAACCUCCAAAUGCAGAGUAUUCAACUUCAGAAAAGAGAUGAAUGUUGAUGAUGGAAUGCUACUGACAAUGGUAGGAAGUAAUACUAUCGAUCCUUUCCCUGCGAUGGAUCCAUUCAAAGAUAUCGUCGUUCCACGAAAAAGAUCUGAAGACCGAUUUGGGCUGAAGUCAUUGUUUCUUCAAAAUUUGAGAAGAAGGUGCGUGGAUGAGCUACUCAUGUUGAUGAUGAUCAUCAAAGGACAUCAACAGCUGCAAGAAGGAAACUUCUUCCGCUGCCUUGCCUAUGUGAAGCUGCUUGAAUUCAAAAUGACAGUUUACACGGAAGAAAUACGUUCAGAGGAAGUACAGAAAACAAACUUUUUCUCAUAUCUGAUGCACAUUUACAAGCUUUUCCUCGGCAAGUACACACUCUACGCUAGAUAUGUUGUUGGGCCAGAAUGUAUGCCAAGGAAACAACUGCAGCUCAUGAAAAAUGAAAGUGACUACAGUUUAGCGGAGAGGUGCUUCGAGUUUUGCAAAAACACAGAUGCCUAUUUUUUCUGCAUUGUCAUUAGAGGAAGAUUGUUCUGUUUCGAAGAAGAUCAAAGACAUGGUUUGCCUCCUUUCGAGCAACUUGAAGAGUACGAGGAGCAACUCGAGUUCUUUUUGAGUUUGGAUAGCGCUAAUAAGAACAUGGGGCAGUAUUGGAGAUCUCAAGUGAAACCGCUUAUUCAAAUGUUGGUGCAAAUGCACGAUAACACCUUAUUAGACCAUAUCGACAAAUGGGAUGGAAAUAAAAUCAUGGCAUUAGUGGAUAAGUUCCCAAUGAUCCUGCCAAACGAAAAAAAUUGGUUACGUCGCGUAGCAACUUAUGCUACCAAUUUGAAAGAAGGAAAAGCAUUCGAAGAAGCCGUAAAGGAUCCAUUUGAUUAUAAUCUUCCAAUUUUAUUCCAACUGCCAUUCUAUGCUAACGGGCUAGCAACUAAGUUUAUGAUUAGAGGCACAACUGAAUUCAUCGAAGAUGCCGUCACUUCGUUUGUUGGAAGAGGUCCAGCCCCUAAAAACGAAGAAUCGUCCAACAUUGAAACCUGCUACGACAGUGAAAUAGAUUGUGUAAUGACCAUUGUUAUCAGUGACUCUCUGCCAAUGUCCCACAAAAUUGUGGAUGCCUUCCUUCCAGAACUCCGGUCACAGCGCAUUGAAAAUCAGGUCAACCCAUUUUUGACAUCAUGCUUUGAAACACUCUUUGGCAAAUCAAUAGAGAAGGAUAUUUAUAUGGUGUCAGUGCACGACGAAAAACCAACUCCAUUCCAAACAGACAAAAUUCACCGAGGUCUGCGUAAACUGAGCAAGACCUUGAAGUCUCAAAACGGAUUUAAUUAUAGUAAACAGUUUCAUGCCUAA